AUGAGGGAGAUUACGGCUAAUUAUUCAAUUGGGUUUCGUCAACAUGCCCUGUCAGCCUAUCCCUUCUCCAACUUCUGCCAACGGAUCCAACAAAUUCAAACAUGCAAGACAACACUCAUUACAAGAUAUAUUUUACAUGAAAUACAACCUUUAUUUGACGAUCAUAAACGAGACAUACGCCUGGAGUUUGGUUUUAUUGGUUACUCAGAUUGUAUCAUUACCGUUUUUCCACACCAUACAGAUAAUGGUAUGAAUGCGGGCUAUGAUGAGAUGUUUGUUUCGGAAGUCCCUGCUUACCUGACAAACUCCAACAAUUUGGAAAAUGCUAUGUAUGUUUUCAAUCUUUUUGCGAACCUGAAGAUAGCAAUGCUGACAUCUUUACUUGGUGCUAUAAUUCUCUGCUUGCAACUGAUGUUAUGCUCAUGCUGGAUGUAA
Messenger RNA from Phycomyces blakesleeanus NRRL 1555(-), 435 nucleotides. RefSeq lists its product as hypothetical. The transcript has 3 exons. Bases 1 to 435 code for a protein of 144 amino acids. The record is from RefSeq and is a predicted model, not a curated record. NCBI's taxonomy places the organism in Eukaryota, Fungi, Mucoromycota, Mucoromycetes, Mucorales, Phycomycetaceae.